UCAUGGGGCCCCCGGGCAAUAGGGGAUCAUGGGGCCCCUGUGUCCUUGCCCAAACUCAAAAAAGCCUAUGAAAAAGGUACCAGGGGCAUCUCAUGGGGCCCCUACUGACCCCAGGCCCUCGGGCAGUGCCCGAGUUUCCAAAUGGUCAUUCCUCCCCUGAUACUACCCUAUGAAAGGUACCAGGGGCAUCUCAUGGGGCUCCCUACUGACCCCGGGCCCACAGGCAAUGCCCCAGUUUCCAAAUGGUCAGUCUGCCCCUGGAGUAGUCCCAUCAUUUUGGUGUUAUGAGUAAGUUAACUACAUGACAAUGAUAACCACAGAUACAGGUCC
Messenger RNA from Staurois parvus, 330 nucleotides. The record is from the annotation of a GenBank genome assembly. Lineage: Eukaryota; Metazoa; Chordata; Amphibia; Anura; Ranidae.